Molecule: messenger RNA, 1094 nt
Organism: Siniperca chuatsi (mandarin fish)
Lineage: Eukaryota; Metazoa; Chordata; Actinopteri; Centrarchiformes; Sinipercidae
Gene: malsu1
Product: mitochondrial assembly of ribosomal large subunit 1
Exons: 4
Coding region: 78-776 (232 amino acids)
Biological process (GO): negative regulation of ribosome biogenesis; negative regulation of translation
Cellular component (GO): mitochondrion
Molecular function (GO): ribosomal large subunit binding
Source: RefSeq, a predicted model, not a curated record
CAUUUCCUGUUUUUAGCCCAUGAUAGACUCGUGGAUAUCAUUGACUGUGAUAUUGUGAUGUUGUACAAGUUAAAAUCAUGAGUAUUCUCAGUUGCUCUAAGAAACUGGUAUCAUCAGUGUUUAAAAGUAGCGUUUUACUGGAGCAAACGGGUCUUUUUAGAAGCGUCUGUUCGGUCUCCAAGACUCGUUUUACAGCAAAUGUAUCAUCAUGUCACCAAUGGCAUCAUGUAUUCACCCGUCACUUAGGCACAAAAAGAUUUUAUUCAGAGAUGUGUAGUGAAAACAGUAAUUCAAAGAGGAGCACUGUCGUGUCUCAAGAGGAAUCACAUGAGAAGGACAGUGACAGCAGUCACCCGAGUCAAAAGUCCUCUGAGAAAUUCACUGUCGAUGUGCUGGUGUCUCUACUGCGUCAGGAAAAUGCAGUGGACAUCUGUGUGAUUAAAGUACCAGAACAGAUCAAAUACGCAGAGUACUUCAUUGUUGUCAGUGGUGUAUCACCAAGACACCUCCGCGCAAUGGCACUUUAUGCCAUUAAAGUGUACAAGUUUCUGAAGAAAGAUGGAGAGCUGAAUGUCAAGAUUGAAGGAAAGGAUGCAGAGGACUGGAUGUGUAUUGACUUCGGGAAUUUGGUUGUUCACUUCAUGCUGCCAGAGACCAGAGAAGUGUAUGAACUGGAGAAACUCUGGACUCUCCGCACCUUUGAUGAGCAGCUGAAGAGCAUCCCUGCUGAGACGCUACCAGAAGACUUCAUAUAUGAUGUUGAAGUCGCAAAGUGACAACACAAGACAAAUCAUCUAAGUUGUGCACAGACUUUACUGCUUCGUUGUAACUUUGAAUGCAUCCUUUCCUAUCCCUGUGAGGAGAAGUAAAAAGUGUUUGUUUGUUUGUCAGUUAAAUUAUCUUUGGACAAAAAACAACAUUUUGUGUUUGGAGUUGGAAUUGUAUACACCUUUCUUAUUCAUAUUAUUUGACCAUCACAGGGCGUCAGAUGGUAUUUGUAAAAUAACAUUGUUUAUGUUUUGAAUGAUUUUUGAGUCAAUAUGUUGUAACAUAUUUUGAUGGUUAAAAAUAAAUUAUUUUAUUACCAUUCUCAA